Molecule: messenger RNA, 641 nt
Organism: Mangifera indica (mango)
Lineage: Eukaryota; Viridiplantae; Streptophyta; Magnoliopsida; Sapindales; Anacardiaceae
Exons: 1
Coding region: 149-526 (125 amino acids)
Source: RefSeq, a predicted model, not a curated record
ACAAACCCUUUCUUCAAAACCUUCACUUUCACUUCUCAGCUCCAAACAGCGUCCCCGUCCUUCUAUCCAUCAUCCAUUUAUAUAAAAUUAUAAUUAUACAUAUAUAUACAUAUGCCUUCUUCCUCUACCAUUUUCUUCUAAACCAUCAAUGGAUUGCUUGGUCUUUCCCGUUUCAAUUCUGAGAAAGCGCUCCCGCUUGGCCUAUCACCCUCUCACACAAGAAGCUGGCUGCCUGGAGGCCGCAGCUGCUCCGCCGGUGACUGUUGUAGUGGGGAAGGAGAAAAAAGAGUUUCUGGUGGACCCUUUUGUGCUAGAAAAAAACCCUUUUAGGGUUUUGAUGGAUACAGUCACAAAGAAGGAGGAGAAUAAUACCAUCGAAGAAGAAAACAAGGAAAAAAGAGUAAUAUUUGUGGACGUUGAUGCAAUUUUGUUUGAGCAUAUGCUGUGGCUGAUGAACAACGAUUGUUCUUCUUUGUUUCAGCUUAAUGUCAGAGAGAUUAUUGACUUCUACGCUCAAGAUUAUUAGAUUCUAUAUAUAUAUAUGGUUCUAAAAGUUAAUUUGCAGAAGGGUUUCACAAAUUUUAUGUGUAAUUUCCGAUCAAUCAUUGUAACAAAAAUUAAUAUAUAGGUUAAUACAAAUA